Humulus lupulus (European hop) is the source of this 1066-nucleotide messenger RNA. RefSeq lists its product as uncharacterized. The record is from RefSeq and is a predicted model, not a curated record. The transcript is spliced from 2 exons. Bases 174 to 923 code for a protein of 249 amino acids. NCBI's taxonomy places the organism in Eukaryota, Viridiplantae, Streptophyta, Magnoliopsida, Rosales, Cannabaceae.
CGCCCGGAGAUAAUGACCUACACUCCAUCUUUCAGGGAGGGAACCCUUCCUCCAAGCCAUCCGAGCCACUAGUAAAGAGACCCCGGCUGCCCAAGAAAACUCCUCCUGCCUCUGGGACAACCUCCAAAUCCCCUUCCAAGGGGAGAAGUCAGACCCCCGCAGCCACGGAGAAUAUGCCUCCACCUUCCCAACGACACCUAGCCCCUGCUCGGGAACAGGUGGCACUAGCUAGAACUCUGCCAGUCCCCACUCCCGCCGUGCGUGUCCCGGUUAAUGCCCAAGAUCUGGAGGAAAUCCCAGACACCUUCUGGGGAAUGGUCUAUGAGACUGCGAGCUAUACGGUGGAGCAUUUUUACAAGGCCAAUCCGAAGGACUUGAGGGAGAUCGAGGCGAGGAGCCCCGAGAAUGUCAUAGAGUCCGCGGUGGGGAUGAACCUCACGGUGACUUUGGCCCUAUACUGCAGCGUAGCUCGGUCUAGGGCCAGGAAUGAUGAGCUCAGGGGCGAGCUCCAGACUGCUCAGGCCGCUGCCCAGGUCGCCCUCGCAACUGCUCAACAACAAGAGCAAAGUGCCAAGGCUGCCUUGACGGCUGCCCAAGAAGGAGAGCAGGCUGCGCAGGCCUCCUUGGCCACUGUGAAGGCUGAGCUCGUGGAGGCCAGGGCAAAGCAGCUGGAGGCCGAGGCCGCCACCAAGGCAGAGAAGGUGUCCUCCAGCUCCUCCAUGGAGGCCAUGCUCUACCACUGCUGGGCCUUCAACCAGGACGGAAACUUCUCUUUCCUGGCCCCCGAGGUGUGGGAGCCUUAUCUCGAGAAGUUCAAGGCUCGUCUUCAACAUGAGCCGCCUUCUGAGACUGGGGAGACCUCUGCUGUCGGCGAGCAAGAAACCGAGGAGGUGACUUCUUCGGGGCAUCCUGGGGAGUCCUAGUUUAUUAUUUUUUGUUUAAAGAACCUCUUUCUCUUUUCUUUUGUAACCUACCAUUUUUGGCUUGACACGAGGUUAUUUUCCUCGAGACAAUUCGUCUGUACUUUUAAAUAUAUAUUUUUCAAUUAGUCCUUGAUUUUGAUUAU